AUGAAUUUUCGAGCACUAUUUCUAUUUGUUUUUUUGCUUGUGGUAGCCGCAGCUGCGUUUCCAUCAGAAGGAAAUAGACUAAGGCGUGACGUCGCGGAGGAUGCAAAAACUGCUGCCGCUGAUGCGAAAAAGGCAGCAGCCAAGGUAGCCGACGAUGCUGCCGCCGCGAUUAAACCAACGGAGAAGAGUACAAGCAGAAAGUAG
This is a messenger RNA of Parnassius apollo (apollo), 204 nucleotides long. The record is from the annotation of a GenBank genome assembly. NCBI's taxonomy places the organism in Eukaryota, Metazoa, Arthropoda, Insecta, Lepidoptera, Papilionidae.